AUGACUUUCACAUCUACCCGCAACAGCUCCUCUUCUGAAGAGCAGAGAGGACGCAGCAGAGAACCCGUACUUCUCAACCACAACCAACGUACCAACUCGUACUCCAGCGAGUUCUCUACCAACACUACUGCAUCUUCUACCAAGACGUCCCGCUCUUGGUUCAAGACUGCACCACAGCCAGCCAACAAGAACGUUCACACAUACUGUGGACGACACUCCAGCCAGUUCCUAUUCGGCGGCCCUUCCCUGGUUGAUCUCGCCAAGGCUUUGUUGUCCAAGGACUAA
Molecule: messenger RNA, 285 nt
Organism: Fusarium sp. VM40
Lineage: Eukaryota; Fungi; Ascomycota; Sordariomycetes; Hypocreales; Nectriaceae
Source: the annotation of a GenBank genome assembly